Molecule: messenger RNA, 5902 nt
Organism: Salvelinus sp. IW2-2015
Lineage: Eukaryota; Metazoa; Chordata; Actinopteri; Salmoniformes; Salmonidae
Product: nck-associated protein 5-like
Biological process (GO): microtubule depolymerization; microtubule bundle formation
Cellular component (GO): microtubule plus-end
Source: RefSeq, a predicted model, not a curated record
GCAAUAUAAAGCCAUGACAUCACAUUUCCUGACGACCGCUUCCAAAUGCGGAAAGAUCUCGGACUGACUUUUUUUCAAGCUUGCUCCGUCCGAGGAAAAUAAUGAAUGCAGCUUAUUUUUUAAAGCAAUACGGAUUCUCUCUUGACUUAAAUGUGUAUUUUAAGACGUGCCCUAUUUAACGUUGGUGCUGCAUUACUGUCCGUGUCUCUCCCUAUGCACCAUUUUUCUAGGAUUCACACCCUCCAUCUUCCCUCAUCCCUGGUGAUUCAACGCGUUAUGAUGUGAUAUUGGAACAUCAGUGAGCCAGUGGCUGGGAGUGGGAUAGAGCAUGGGAUUGGCCCUCGGAGACAGGAACCACACUCUUAUUCCUGAGGCUCCGAGGUCUCUGGCCCCUUAGGGCACACAAUAGACAGCGAGCAGCUCUGAGGUAAAUUGCGGAGCGGGGCUGAACGGUAUCAUUACUGACCUUUCUGCACAUUGUUUAGCCAGCCUCACCGACAAUGGACACAAUUCAAUGGAUAUCAAUCAACAAAGAGGUAUACGAGGAGGCAUAAAAAGGUGGUGAUGGAGUCUGAGGAGCCAGAGCUGAGGGAGUGUGAUGAAGCCUUUGAGUCAGAUGAAGGCAAUGUGGAGUCUUACCUGGAAGAGCCAGAGAGCAGCAGGGAGCUCCUGGAGAGGCUCAAGGAGCUGGAGGCUGAGAAUUCAGCCCUGGCCCUUGCGAAUGAAAGCCAGAGAGAAGCAUAUGAAAGGUGUCUGGAUGAGGUGGCCAACCACGUGGUACAGGCCCUUCUGAAUCAAAAGGACCUGCGGGAGGAGUGUAUUAAGYUGAAGAUGCGUGUGUUUGACCUGGAGAGACAGAACAAAACCCUGACUGAGCUCUUUGCCCAGAAACUACACCCCCAGGCCAGCCAUCUGCAACAGUUGCAGUUGGUGUCUGUCUCAGAGCACAGCACAGAGCCCAGCACAGAGCCCCUGACCAUGGACAGUGACAAAUUGCUGGUGUCCAAAAACCAGGGGGGACUCAAGAGCAAUGGGGACCGCACACAGAACGGGUCAGCCGCAUCGGCCCGGGCCACCUCCAUGGAGGCCCUGUCUCCGUUUUUCAAGAAGAAAGCACACAUCCUAGAGGUCCUGCGCAAGCUGGAGGAGUCAGACCCACUCAAGUUCCACCCCUCCUCCUGCCUGUCCCCCCACCAUGACCUGGGCCAGGCGCUGGUCUCCAUGGAGAGAGACCAGAUAUCCCUGAUGUCCUCUGAGGCGUUACCUGCCCCACAGCGCUCGGUGGCACACCCAUCGUCACGCUGCCGCCACUCCAGCUCUGACUCAGACAUUCACGAUUAUGCCAAUGGAGAAGGGGCUCUCCAAGAGGACCAUGCCCAGCAACAACAACACGGGGGCUGUCAGUCCUGCCACAUACUCUCCCAGAAGAGCAGCCUGGACAGCCUGCUGAAGUGUGCCCAGGGCCACGGUACCUCACACCAGGCCAGAGUGGAGAUCCUUAACAGGCAGGCCUGUGCAGAGGACCAGGGGGCAUUGGCACAGAGCACAAGCCCUCCCCAGGCAGCGGCUCUUUCCCACCUCCUCUCUGCUGACAGCACAAACCAGUGCUACAUGCACAAAACAGCUUUGGACUUUCUAGAGCGCACUCCAGAAGGUCUGGGUUCUUCUGAUCCUUUCCUCUCCUUGCUAAUCCAAGCCAACCUCAACGGGAUGCUAGGGCAGGAGCCCAGGAAGUUACAAAAACACACAGACAAGCAACCGUCCGGCAAGGUACAGCCCUCUCACAGUGAGGAUAUAAAGCACAUAAAGGCUGUCAUGGCAACGUCGCAGAGCCAGAACGAGGACAGUCCGGAAGAGUGCUGCUACCUGGAAGUAGAGGCAGCGGCACACAAUGUGAACAACAGCCUGCACUCUUCUACCUCACACACAGACCAUGUUGAGACUGAACCAGGAUAUCUCAAGGAGCAGGAAGUGAGUGAUCAGAUCUGCAACGGGCUCUACUUCUCCAAUGAAACGUCUGUCUCCAAGAAGGUGGCGGUGGAAUCUUACUCUCCAGCCCUAGUGCCUGAGAGGAACAGCUCAGCUCAGGCCCUGCCUCCCUCUGGGAAGAGCAAGCUUGCACUCAGCCCCACCUCUCCCUCCUCAGGUCUGAGUGAAGUCAAGCCCUCCCCUAUCUCCUCCCCGUCCCGGCUGCUCAAGUUCCUGAAGAUCCCUCCGGGGAUCAACCAGGCACAACCAGGCAACCCCCUCCGUCUAAGUCCCCAGCUCACCCGCAGCUCCAAGAUCCCCUGCAGGAACAACAACAACUAUGAGGUGUACCACUCUCCCAUCCUGACCUGCAAAGCCACCACCACAGAGAGGGAGAAGCAGCCAUCCUCAUCCUCCUCCAAAACAGACCCCUACCCUGCCACGCACUCCGCCCCCACCUCCCCACCCAAAUCAGAGGACAUUGUGGACACCCCUCCCAUGGCCAAGGAGAUUGCUUUCAGCAGCCACUUUGUGCCCAAACCCAGCGUCAGCACAAAGGCACCCCCCUCCUCUCAUGCACAAAGGGGCUCUCAGAAGGUACCACAAUAUGAGAAUGUCUGCCCCUCAGAUGGGACGCCCCAGUUCCUGGAGGAUCUUAAGACGUCCCAAUACCUCCCUUACCCCCAACCYGAGGGUCCUGUAGAGAAGCAGUGUCAGCAAGAUGAGAACCUCCUCAGCCCCCCGUCUUCACAGCACCCUGACUCGUCCCCAGGGACGGCUGACCAGGACUUCUCUGACCAGGACACUGACUCAGAAAGCCCCGUCUGGCACAAGCCAAACCAACACUUCAGCCUCCCCUCCUUGUCCUCCUCCGCCGUCAGUAAAAAAAAAGCACACAGUAGUCACCCCAGCUACUCCAGCAUGAGAGACAGGCAUCAGGAGCACCGUGCAGCUCCGGAGCCCAGCCAACAGAACUGUGAACCUGCCCAGCCAACCCAGUGUUCAGCCAGGCGAGGUGACCCCAAGAGACUGGUGCAGGGCAAGACUCCCCAGAGUGAGUCCAGUCACCAGCCCUUCAAAGAGCGCCUGGCUGCUUUGGGGAAAAUGAAGAGCACAGAAGAUCUGCCAGUAGGUGCACAGUCCGUGGACAAGAAGGAUGCACAAAGUAACCUAGGUAAACCCCCCACCAACAAUAUUGAGAAAAGCAAGACCGCUGAAAGGCAAGGUGAGAGAACUGGAGCAGAGCAGCACAGAAAUCAGAAAUCCACUGAUUCCCUGGAAGGGAAGCCCUACCCCAAAACCAGCCUCGGCAGUCACACUAGGGUGAUAGGUCCAAUACAUGAAUCGGGCACCAAAUCCUCAGCCACCCCAUCAUUGAUACCCAAGGGCGAGCAGGAGACACCGUUUUCUCCCAGGAUAUAUGUAGCAAAAKCAGAGGGUCCAAAGAUCAAGAUGGGCACAUCAUCCUCCAACACAGAGACUCCUCCAGUGGUUCGCAGCUAUGGGAAAUGCCCCAUCACCCAGAGCCACCACAGUAAAACUGCCYCCAGCCCACAAAACAGUCCCACUAAAGUCCCGUCAAAGUCCCCUUCAAAGGUAGGUCAAGCUUCCUCUUAUCCCAGAGGGGUCAAACCCAUUCCUGAGGACCGUGCCCUGGCUCACAGAAACCCACAUCGGCCGGAAGACAAAACCAAGCUCCCGGCCGGCAAGAAGAAGACCUUUGGCCAUGCAGAGAGCUUCCCGCCUCCCCCUCUGCCACCACGGCCAUCUACUGAAGCCAUCGCAAAAGAGGACAAAAAGCCGUACUCGUCUGGCCCACCCGUGCUCCAGUCUGCCAUUGAGCAGAAGGUAAUGCGUGGCAUCAAGGAAAACAUGCUGAAGCUGCAGGAGCAGGACCGGGGCCAGGUGGCCGAGCCAAAGCAGAAGGCCUCCAAUGGCAUCGCCAGCUGGUUCGGCCUGAGGAAGAGCAAGCUCCCCGCCCUCAGCCGUAAACCAGAAGUGUCCAAGCUCAAGAACAACAUGUCGUCCUCUCCUUCGUCGUCCUCUGCCUCCGGCGGAGGGGCUAAGGACUCUAAGUCAGGUGGGCCCCGGAAGGUGGUGGAGAGCCUGAACAUCUCCAAGCUGAUGGAGAAGGCAGAGGACCUGCGGAAGGCGCUGGAAGAGGAGCGGGCAUAUGUGAACAGGGUCGGGAUGGACCUCUCUGGCAGAGGCCACUCUUGUGAGGUGGUGAUGGACCAGACCCAGGGCCAACUGUCACUCAUGUACAGAGGAAUGACCGCAGAGAACUUCAUGCAGCAGCUCCUCAACAGUCCCUCGACGUCUUGUUCUGGAAACAGGGUGGAAGAAAGGGGAGCUAUACCUACCACCUUUGGAAUGACACACAGACACCUCUCCUUUGACUCUAAGAGGUCGCGACCCAACUUCAGUCACCAGAGGAACGGGAUCAGCCACACCAAGAGCAGGGACGAGAUGGCCCAGGGUUCAGUUAUGAUCGGCAAGGAUGAGGUCACAUCAGAAGAGAGCUUGGCAGAGUCCAUUAGUUCUCAGCAUUUCACAGGUUCUGGGGCCUCCAUGCGCACCCUCGACAGUGGCAUUGGCACGUUUCCCAUGCCAGACUACGCCAGUAGCAUGGCAGGGAAGAGCUUCCCUAAGGGGAAGCCACAGGGAGAGCAAGGGUUUUCUUGCUCACAGGGGAAACAUGGGGCCAUGAUGAAGGUUCCGCGUAAAGCCCAUACACUGGAGAAAGAGCUGUCAUCUCUGGAUGAAGUCAACCCGUUUGUCCUGUAUGACUCAGGGCUGGAGGGAAAAGGUACCAACAUGCACCUGUCCAGUACAAUCCACAAGGAUAUAGAUGCCUACGGAGCUCAUAUGCAAAAUCCCCUCACCAAGAACUGGACCUUUCCCAAUCUGAAAGGCUCUGCGGGAGCCACUGAUGUUUACCUGGAUGUGCAGGGAGACCUGGGGACCCCAUCCAGAAGGAGUUUGAAACAGUGUGCCCCCCAGCGCCCCCUGGCCACUGACCCAGGCAGCCUCCCCCUGCCACUCCAGACAGGGCUCAGCCGGCGGGGUAAGGGGCGGACGCCCAGCGCCUCGGAGGUGGGGAAGGACGGAGGGCUGGAGCUGGUGAAGGAGAGACCAGAGGACCUCCAGUCCCUGAGAGAGACGCCUGAAUCCCUCAGUGACUCCCUCUAUGACAGCCUGUCCUCCUGUGGCAGCCAGGGCUAGGACCCAGGGACAGAUAGGGGAGCAGAGGGAGAGAUAGACCAACCGACACCCUUUAAACUACGGUUAAUGAUGCACGUCCAUCCCUCCUUGUGAUGGUGGCCCAGCCCAUAAGGCAGACCAAGUUGAAGUACCUCCUUCCCUCUUCCACACACACCGCUCUCUCUGCUGACCCUGUCUACUUUGCUGAGAUUUGAUUAGUACUGCUGGAAAACUCACCCUCAGGUUGACUGAUGUUCACACACACACACCAUUUGUGGAACUAGACUGAGAAUUGGGCACUGUUGUUCUCCAAACAACAAGCAUCUGAUGACAGACCAGCUCAACUCAAAUGUACACACUGAUGAGAUACAUGGGAAAAUAGCACCUCGUUCGAGACAGCCACACGAUCACCAUGGUCUGGAUAAUCUGAAGAAUUGUUGUUAAAUAAUUUAACCAGGCUCCUGAAGUCGGCCCCAAGAAGUGGCUGGUAUCAGGGGUUUUUCAAGUCUGUCCUGGAUGUGGACAUGUUUCAGUCAUGGAAAACUGGCCAGCCAUUAAUGCCAGAAAACAACCACAUUUUACUGCCCACUAAAUAUGUCGCAAUGUGGGGAUCGACUAUAAUAGACUUCCCUGUUUUCAGUUAUGUUCUUUUUUUUAACUGUUGUGCUUUGUUACAUGUUAUAUAUCAUGUAAUUUUAUGUUAAAUAAAAAAGUGUGGGUAUGAAUGGAA